Messenger RNA from Penicillium maclennaniae, 390 nucleotides. RefSeq lists its product as uncharacterized. The record is from RefSeq and is a predicted model, not a curated record. The transcript has a single exon. Lineage: Eukaryota; Fungi; Ascomycota; Eurotiomycetes; Eurotiales; Aspergillaceae. Bases 1 to 390 code for a protein of 129 amino acids.
AUGUCGUCGCCAUUUCGCAUCGUCAAUCAUGUCGUGGAAUGCCAGCAUAUCCGUGAAUACCCUGGAGCCACUGCGAAUGAACAGGAAGAGCCCUUGAAACUGGCUGUGAAACAAUACAUUCCGCUCAACAACCCCAGUCCACAGCCCGGCGACGUGACAAUUCUCGCUGCACACGCUAAUGGAUUCCCUAAAGUAUGUUCUUCGGAGUUUGAGACCAACCCGUUCGAUCGCAUACACCCUGUUGUCACCGUGUCGUUCAUCAUUAAUUUUUGGAACAGGAACUAUACGAACCUCUUUGGAGGGAAAUCAAUGCUCGGUCCCAAGAAGCUGGAUUCCGCAUUCGAAGCAUCUGGAUGGCCGACGUCGCCUGGGAAGGAGAAAGCGGCGUGA